This is a messenger RNA of Vitrella brassicaformis, 1320 nucleotides long. NCBI's taxonomy places the organism in Eukaryota, Vitrellaceae. The record is from the annotation of a GenBank genome assembly.
AGCGAAGCUUGAAAAGGUCACAGCGUCUGUCCGCAAUCCCUCCGAUGAUCACACGUACAAAAUGGAAUCAUCCAAUGGUUGGUUCUGGCCAGCUUGCAUGGCCGGUUCUCUUCAGUGCUCUGUCGGCAUCGUGCUGUCAGUGUGGCCCUCCCUGCGUGUGGGCGGGGAGGGCCACACUAACAACACGGGGCACCCAGCACCACAAGAGAAGCAGCCAGCAAAUCACCUCUCAACACAAGACGCACACUACACUGCAGCAUUAUUACUGAAGUACAUAAUUGUAUCAGCCCCCCCUCUCAACGUCUGACGGGCACAGUCGAUCCCACACAGACUGGUCAAACUCACCAAGAUGCUCGAGCACCACGUCGGCAAUCACAAACCGCUUGUCCACCUCCCCCCCAUGGCGCACAUCCGGGACAGCCACACACCUCAUCCGGGCAGCCUUGGCAGCCAGCACCCCGUUCAGAGAGUCCUCGAUCGCCACACACUGAGUCGGGUGCACCCCCAGCGCCUUGGCGCAAUUGAGAUACACCUCAGGAUGCGGCUUGCCGUGCUGCAGGUCGCCAGCAGAUGUGAGCACGUCGAAGUACCCCCGAAUGCCGAGGCGAUCCACGGCCGCCUCGAUGAGCGGCAUCGCGCUGGACGAGCAGAUGGCCAUCAGGACCUUCUUGGACUUGGCAAAGUCCAAGGCGUCCUUCAUUCCCUUCAUGGGAUGGCCGCUCUCCUGGAUGUGCUUGACCAUUAGCGAGAGGAUCAGGUCUCGGAGGGCCCUUCGCGUGAUGCCUGUGGCGGCCUCGUCCCAUGGCUGCUCGGCGUACCGCAGUUCGACGAUCUCAUCGAUGCGCAGGCCAGUGGUCUCGCGGCAGUCCUCCUCAGUCAAAAUGCGGCCCACUUUUCCGAAGCCCUCGAUCUCCGCCAGCCACCACUGAGGAAAACAAACGGACACGUCAAGCACACACAUGAGACAGACAAGCCCCCUCCUUCACUGCGCUGCGCUGCGCCCUCUCACCAGAGGUUCGCUGUCCAGUAGGCAUCCAUCCUGUGGGCCGCGCCACACACAACAAGAAAACAGCACAAUCGAUGCUCAACUAACUGCCUUUUCCAACCGCCCAGCUUUCCUCUCCCUCUCCCUCUCCCUCUCCACUCACUCACUCACUGCCUGCCUGGCUAUCUGCCUGGCUGUUUGCCAUCCAUCCAUCCAUCCAGGCAUCCGUACCAGGUCCACGAUAACGCUCUUCAAUGGAAUGCUGGACGCCGAACGACUCCAAGUACCCAUAUGAGGGGAUGAUGAUGAGGCCGGGAGACAACGACGGGAUGAUG